Molecule: messenger RNA, 3230 nt
Organism: Balaenoptera ricei (Rice's whale)
Lineage: Eukaryota; Metazoa; Chordata; Mammalia; Artiodactyla; Balaenopteridae
Gene: CDC42EP4
Product: CDC42 effector protein 4
Exons: 4
Coding region: 560-1624 (354 amino acids)
Source: RefSeq, a predicted model, not a curated record
CGGGAGGGGGCUACGCGCGGGACCCGGCGGAGCGCUCCCGGCCUGGCCACGAACCGGGAGCGGUCGGUUAAUGAUUUAAUCGCCCGCUUGGGGCGGUGGAACUGGGAUCGGCUGUCUCUAGCUCCGCCCCCUCUCUGGAGCGCCCCCCAUCGGGGGCACAAAACUGCCCCCCUGCCCGGGCCGCGUCCCGGUGAGCCACUCUGCGGGCCGGGCCGCCGCCGUCCGACGUCCGGACACACCCAGCCUGCUUCUGUCCUGCUGCCUCUCGGAACCCAACGGUGCAGCCCUCACAGGACUGGAGACCAGGGAGCCCCCAGCACCUGAGGACACGGUAACGCCUGUUAUUGGACACCGUCAUCCUGUGUUGGUGAGACUGCGACUUGGUAAAACCUUCUGGAGAACAAGUUAAGAAGGAGAAACAAAAGUAAUUUUACUCACUUAUAACCCUAUGAUCUCCUCCUUAUCGCCCCCUCCACCCGCCGGACUUCAGAUCUGACCUCAGAUCCGCCUGCUGUUUCUGGAGGGGACCCCCUCCCCUCCCCUCCCCUCCCCCGGCAAGAUGCCGAUCCUCAAGCAGCUGGUGUCCAGCUCCGUGCACUCCAAGCGCCGCUCCCGAGUGGACCUCACGGCCGAGAUGAUCAGUGCCCCGCUGGGCGACUUCCGCCACACCAUGCACGUGGGCCGGGCGGGGGACGCCUUUGGGGACACCUCCUUCCUCAACAGCAAGGCUGGGGAGCUGGACAGCGAGUCCGUGGACGAGCAGGCCGCGGCCUCCUCGUCCUCCAAACGCGGCCUCCUGGCCCGGAAGUUCCGGGGCAGCAAGCGGUCACAGUCAGUGAGCAGGGGGGACCGGGAGCAGAGAGACGUGCUGGGCCCCCUGCGGGACUCGGCCCUGUUCGUCAAGAACGCCAUGUCCCUGCCUCAGCUGAACGAGAAGGAGGCCGCCGAGAAGGGCUCCAGCAAGCUGCCCAAGAGCCUGUCCUCCAGCCCCGUGAGGAAGGCCAGCGGGGAGGGCGGCCUGGAGGAGGCGGUGCCUCGGCGGAAUGGGGCCUCCGCCCCCCACUCCCCAGACCCCCUCCUCGACGAGCAGGCCUUCGGGGACCUGGCGGAUCUGCCCGUGGUUCCCAAGGCCAGCUUCGGGCUGAAGCACGCCGAGUCCAUCAUGUCCUUCCACAUCGACCUGGGGCCCUCCAUGCUGGGCGACGUCCUCAGCAUCAUGGACAAGGCCGAGUGGGAACCGGAGGAGGAGGAGGAGGGGGAGGUCGGUUACCAUGGUGACGAGGACCCAGCAGGCAGCCCCGCCCAGGCUCCCCCGACGGUGGCGGCAGCCCCGCCCCUGGCAAGGCAGGAAGGCGCGGGGGGCCCGGACCUGCCCGCGCUGCCCUCCCGCGCCCUGCAGGAGGAGGGCUGGGCGGCGGUGGCCCCCAGCCCCGGCUCGGCCCGCAGCGUGGGCAGCCACACCACGCGGGACAGCAGCUCCCUGUCCAGCUGCACCUCGGGGGUCCUGGAGGAGCGCAGCCCCGCCUCCCGGGGGCCGGACCGGGCCCGGGCCGCUGUCCCGAGGCAGCCGGACCCCGAGUUCUCCUUCAUGGACGAGGAGGAGGAGGACGAGAUCCGGGUGUGAGGCCGGCCGGAGGUAGGGGCUCUUGGCUUUGUCUCCUCCCUGACCCCCGCCUCGCAAGGUCGGCCAAGAGCCUGGCUGCGGGCCACAGACAGACCCCGGACCUCACGGAUGAGGGGCGCUGGCCGAGCCUGGGGGCCCGCGGAGGACCUGGAGCUGGCUCGGGUGCCUGACUUCUUCGCACACCCUGCCCUGCCUGAGCUCGUAGGACAGGGCUGUGUUCUCGCAGCAGGAAUCGGCUUUCCUCUCCCGGCCUCCAGUGGAUGCCGGCUGUCAACCUGAGUCCCUGCCACGUGCAGCAAUAACAGGGCAGCCAGGGGCGGCCCAGGGGUGCCAGGGCUAAGGACACUUGACCUGCCUCUUUACUCCUGGCGUUUCUGUUGUGACCGGCGGUGGCCGCCGGAAGAAAGGCCUGUGACAGGUCACAAGUCCCGGCCCCUCCCUCCUCCAUCCCCAGCUCCUGCACGGGGAGCCCCUCGGAGGAAAGGCGGACCGAAUGUGUACACUCAACGCGACCCCUUCCGCGGGGUGAGAACAGGAUGCAGAACGGAAGGAAGGCCCCGGGGCAUCUUGAGUUUUCAAGAGGGGGCCCUUGCAGGAUGACACUAGGACAGGCUGCAGCCCUUGCUCAGUCCCUCUGGGUUUGUUUGUUCUUGUGUUUAAAUCUUUUUAGAGCAGUACCAGCAACGGUGUUUGUAGACCCGCCACCAGAAGAAAAACGAAUCCUUUUAGAAAACCUUUAUACUAAGUGCUUCCAAACUUUAUUUAGAACUGUAUGGGGUGGAGGUCUGUGCGUGUCUGUCCUCGGCCCCCUCCCCCAUAGCUAUUAACAACAACAGGCAGCCAGUGUAGAAAAUUUCUGGAAAAUGAUUAUUAAAAAAAAAUGUCAUUCCUAUGGGGGGAUAAAACCUCUUUUGACUGGCUUGUUCCCUCCUCCACCGCAACCCCCGGACUGACUACUUCCCUUUCCUUUCCCAGGCCUCUGCCAGCGGAACCCCCUUCCCCACUUCUGAGUCAGUGGUCCUGAGGGUAUAGGGUUGCCAGAUUUAGCAACAAAACAAAACAAAAACCAGAAUGCUGAGUUACAUUAGAGUUUCAGGCAUGCAAAGGAUAAUCUUUUAGUGUAAGUAUGCCCCAUGCCAUAUUUGUAAUGCACUCAUGCUAAAAAAUUAGUUGUUGUCUUUCUGAAAUUCAGAUUUCACUCUGCGCCCUUAGAACCCCACCCAAGGGGAUUGAGUGGAGGUUGGGUGCGAGCCCCCAGGAUUCACGGAUGAUGAUUUUUCUGUCCUGGCAACAGGCUGACUCACCUUCUCCUGUCGCCUCGUAGCCAGUGGAGGGAGGGGGACGGACAGAACUGCCACGGGGUCCAGCCAGGGCUGGCGGCGGGUGUAGCUGCCCUAACCUCCUGCGUUUUGCCAGACCCGGACUCAGACACUACGUUAGUUCUUGAACUGGGUGCCCACUGGUUUCCUGCCAUGCAGCUUCUGCCAGCUGCUGCCCUUGAAACCCAUCGAGACAGCAGUCAGUUCCAGAUUCUAAACUGUAUAUUUUUUUUUCCGUGAAAAUGUUAAAACAGCAAGGAAACAUUAAAAUAAAAGGCCUUACAGCA